This is a messenger RNA of Aaosphaeria arxii CBS 175.79, 666 nucleotides long. RefSeq lists its product as uncharacterized. The record is from RefSeq and is a predicted model, not a curated record. NCBI's taxonomy places the organism in Eukaryota, Fungi, Ascomycota, Dothideomycetes, Pleosporales. The transcript is spliced from 3 exons. Bases 57 to 602 code for a protein of 181 amino acids.
CACACCUACUAUUACAUUCAUUUACGAUAACCUUUUCCCUUGUUUCUACUUUCAACAUGCUAUUUGGUACUCUAGCCGUCAUCUCCUCUUUGCCAUUAUUGGCCUUCGGCGCACGCUUUAAACGUGCUACACCCGAAAGUUUUGGGUUGUAUGCAUAUGGUGACGGAUUGGGUGGAAUACCGCUUUUCUACUCUGGGGGAUUUGCCUACAUUGGCGAGCCUGGGAAACUAAACAGCACCGACGCUGCCGUGGUUCAAUUCAGUCUCGGAGACGACAACAGCUGGAUUGGGUCCCCUAAUGUGACUAUUCCUGCCGGAUCGAACGUAACUUGGUCAAAUGCUACAUUCUUCGUUCCUGCGGAUGGAGCAUCGGAUACACGAGUCGGAUUUGAAACAGGAACUACCAUCAGCGACAACGUUACUGCAACGGGCUUCGUCUUCUAUGGAAACAAUGCUAUGCGCACUCAAGACGGUCAGCUCGUAUCCCUAUGGUCUGCAUUGCAGGUCAGUGACCGGGUCCACGCAUUGUAUUGGAACGACACGUCGCAGGGACAGCAACCGGUCAUGUUGAGGAGUCUUCCUCCUUCAAACCCUGACAACUAGGCAUGGGAAUUGCACAUAGCUGGUAGGAGUCCUGAUGAGAUCGUUCCUUCCAAGGCGCAAGCUU